AUGACUGGACGAGGGACGCUUACCGAUCAUGUUGAGAAAGUUGAAGGUGCAAUUCAGCAGAUUCUUGAGAAGUUGAAAAUGGUUCCACAAGAUCAAGUGGUGGUGCCGGCGGAUCUGGUGGAUUUGAAGCUUCUUGUGAUGGGUCUUGUGGCAAAGAUCGAGAAGAUGGAAGAAACUCUUUCAUCUGGGGCUGGAUCAUCAAUUUCUGUUGCUGAUGGGUUGGUUGAUAUGCAACCACCAAUUGGUGGAGAUACUAAAGAAGAGGUUGAGAAAGACAAGUUCUUGGCAAAAGAGAAAGUUGUUGAACCGGCGAAGGUUGAUGGCAAUGGAAAUGGCUCUAAGGGGAAAGGCAAGGGCUGUUUCAAGUGUGGAAAAGAAGGUCAUCGAAUUCGAGAAUGUCCAUUGUGGGCAAAGAAUGGGGCUGUUCCUGCGAAUACUCUCCAAGUGGAAGAAGUUGCUAAUGAAGAAGCAAUCAUUCCAGGGUUGGGUAUUAUGCAGGUUGUUGAAUAA
This is a messenger RNA of Oldenlandia corymbosa var. corymbosa, 510 nucleotides long. Lineage: Eukaryota; Viridiplantae; Streptophyta; Magnoliopsida; Gentianales; Rubiaceae. The record is from the annotation of a GenBank genome assembly.